Molecule: messenger RNA, 684 nt
Organism: Bombyx mori (domestic silkworm)
Lineage: Eukaryota; Metazoa; Arthropoda; Insecta; Lepidoptera; Bombycidae
Gene: SNRPG
Product: small nuclear ribonucleoprotein G
Exons: 4
Coding region: 234-464 (76 amino acids)
Biological process (GO): spliceosomal snRNP assembly; mRNA splicing, via spliceosome
Cellular component (GO): SMN-Sm protein complex; U2 snRNP; P granule
Molecular function (GO): RNA binding
Source: RefSeq, a predicted model, not a curated record
UCUGAUAUUGUUGAUGUCCAAGAUCUAUAAUUUCCAAAAUUAUAAUCGUAAUAUCGCCGUGUCAAAGGUUCUUAUUUAAUUUUGGAAGUGGCAGCACUGUCUCAGACGGUAGAAUAUAGUAGAAAAGUUAAAUUCAUUGACAAAAUUCGAUGGGUUGGAAAUUCAUCUAAUAUACAAAAAUCCACGACAAUAACAUUAAUUCCGUAUUAUAAUAUUUUAAAAAGCACAUUACAAUGUCAAAAGCACAUCCACCAGAAUUGAAAAAAUUCAUGGACAAAAAAUUGUCAAUAAAGCUGAAUGCGGGUCGCGCUGUUACCGGUGUGUUGCGCGGUUUUGAUCCAUUCAUGAAUUUAGUUCUUGAUGAAUCAGUCGAGGAGUGUAAAGACGGUCAGCGUAACAAUGUUGGGAUGGUGGUAAUUCGUGGUAACAGUAUUAUAAUGCUGGAAUCUUUAGACAGACUUUAGUAGACUUAGAGUGGGCAAGAAAUAUCACCAAUGCUGUAAAUGUGCUUCACUUUUCAUCAAUAAAUAAAUAUAAAACUCGGAUCUAAAACUUAGUUUCUACAGCAACAGCAGCAACAGUAAAAGAAAAAAAAAGGAAAACUGAUAAUUUUAUAUCUAAACUUCACUAUUUAAAUUUAAUGUGAUGUUAGGUUAAGUUAAUAAAUAAUAAUGAAACACCUCA